Messenger RNA from Ochlerotatus camptorhynchus, 951 nucleotides. RefSeq names its product paired mesoderm homeobox protein 2B-like. Gene Ontology annotation, cellular component: nucleus. Gene Ontology annotation, biological process: regulation of transcription by RNA polymerase II. Gene Ontology annotation, molecular function: RNA polymerase II cis-regulatory region sequence-specific DNA binding; DNA-binding transcription factor activity, RNA polymerase II-specific. The record is from RefSeq and is a predicted model, not a curated record. The coding region runs from base 1 to 828 and encodes 275 amino acids. NCBI's taxonomy places the organism in Eukaryota, Metazoa, Arthropoda, Insecta, Diptera, Culicidae. The transcript has 3 exons.
AUGUUCGGUAACGAGCAUUUGGAAGAUCCCAGGAACGCAAAAGAAGAGCCCGGAGUACAAACAAACUUGUCGAAAGAGAAAUCGCCUUUUGUGUCGAUUUUUACCAUUGAAAGCAUACUAGGACUUAAUUCUCAAAUGUCGAAAAAUUCUAUACAUGAUAAAGUACUUUCAUCGUUGGAUACUAGACAAAUAUCGCAGGUGUUCCCUCACGAUGCAAUAAAAAAUAGUCCAACCAACUAUUUUCACUAUUCUGGAAUCAAUCCCCUACAUCAGCACACUCCCUCAGAAAUACCCCUUCUAUCAUCAAAUUUACUAGGAAUCACAUAUCCCUCGUCAUGCCACAGCUAUAUCCAGCAUGAUUUAUUCUCCGCGCAGCUUUCACCCGUCGGACUAGUAUCAUGUGAUGGUAGUUUUCGUCCACGAUAUCCCUUUCUCAACUCUGAUAGCCAUAUUAAGCGGAAAAGGAGACAUCGCACAAUUUUUACCGAAGAACAACUUGAGCAACUGGAAGCAACCUUCGAUAAGACCCAUUAUCCAGACGUACUACUGCGGGAAAAAUUAGCCGUGAAGGUGGAAUUAAAGGAAGAGCGCGUUGAGGUUUGGUUCAAGAACCGACGAGCCAAGUGGCGAAAACAAAAAAGAGAAGAACAGGAGCAGUUCUCCAAUUUCGAGAUCAACAACAAAAUUCGCAAGUUCAUCAACAUCCCGGUGAACACGCAUGAAAAACUUCGCCAAUUGCAAUCCGAAAUGCUUUCGAAGGAGAAGAUAGUGAACAAGUUUGAGGACAUAAGUACCAGUGAUGAUGCGUCCGAUGUGGAAGUAGUAUGAUGAGCUAACGAUAACAGAAGCCGGAAAACGUUUGCUUGUUGCAAGGAUGGCGUAUAAUUUUUUAAUGCCAUAUUGUACAUAACUUUUGCAUAGUUUAUAUAGUCUUCUCGUCUGUGUAACUGC